Neoarius graeffei (lesser salmon catfish) is the source of this 1348-nucleotide messenger RNA. It is a transcript of the gene c5h8orf33, whose product is annotated as chromosome 5 C8orf33 homolog. The transcript is spliced from 5 exons. Lineage: Eukaryota; Metazoa; Chordata; Actinopteri; Siluriformes; Ariidae. The coding region runs from base 508 to 1239 and encodes 243 amino acids. The record is from RefSeq and is a predicted model, not a curated record.
UAGACGGACCGUUAAUACUGAUGCUCCAACUCAACCAUGAGCCGUUAGCUUCUGGAUAUUACUGGAAUUAUUUUGUUUAUCUUUACUCUUCAGUGGUUUAUUAGUAUACAUUGUAAUUUAUUUAACUAUGUAUAAAUCAUAUUCUCAUUAACUUAGAGAAGAAAAGAGCCACAACAAAAGGCCCAGUCCCAAACGGGUUCGUACUUCCGGUAUAAGUGCACUACAUAGGGGAUAAACUCACGGGUUGUAACGUUCAAGUAGUGCACUCUAUGUGGAAAAGGGAGUUGUUUGGGACACCACUAUGGUUUACACUUUUGCUCGAUAGUUAGGAUAAGUUUAAUACAGGAUGCUGAUUUUUGUUUUUUUCGCAGUUAAUUUUGGAUCAGAAAAAAUGAAGGAGUAAGUACUGUGCUCAAAGAAGAGCAGAAUACAUCUGGAAAGCGAAGCUCGGCUAAAGCAGAAGGACGACGGGAAAGAGAAAUUGCUCCCUCCGCACCCCAAGGCACUAUGGAUCCUCUCGCGGCGCGUCCAGGACACGCUGCGGAUUCAGAAACCAGCUCGGGUUUCGCUUUCAACUUCCAGAUCCCUGCAGAAACGGAGCAGAAGAGUGAUCCGAAACUGAACACGGGGACGAGCGAAGCGGCUCAAGGCUCAAGCGUGGAUUCAAAACCGAAAGCCAAGAAGAAGCAGCAGAAGAAGAAGACGAAGAAAUCGGGAGCAGGUGGAGGAGAGGAAGCUGUACCGGAGAACUUGAAUAAACUGAGAGAGGAAGCGCCCACGCAGGACACCACCGAACUGACUCCAGAGCAGCAGCUAAGUCGAGAGCUGGACUGGUGUAUUGAGCAGCUCGAGUUGGGACUGAGGACUCAAAAAUCCUCCACCAAACAAAAAGAGGAAGCCUCUCGUGCUCUAAAGACUCUGCGCAGCUCUAAAGCACCGCUGGUGAAGAAGAGGCAGGUGAUGAGAGCCGUGUCCGGAGAUUACCGCAAAAAGAUGGAGGAGGACAGAGACAGACAGUACAAACUGAUCCGCUCAGCGAUGUCCUCAGCGAAGGUGACGCGCGUGUCAGAGCCUCGUUGUAGAGCGGUGUGCCACCGGCGCACUGACACUCGCAAACCUCCAGCACACAGCACGGACACGAGCGAGACUUCACUUCCUGCUGAGCAGACAGACCGAGUCGGGGACGGAUUCGUGUUCAGACCUUCAGGAGAGGAGUUUCGCUUCAACUUCAACCUCUGAUCGUCCUGUCUGGGAGGAGACGACAAACACGCCGUGCGACUUUAUAAACAUGUAUUUUUAUAAAAUGACCUGUGUCAUUCUGACAUUGUUCAAUAAAGAGUCAAAAUCC